UGACCGCUAGCUUCAUGUCAGCCAUACCCGCGGUCCUGAAUUCUUCCAGAGGGAGGAAAGAGGGGGCGAGGGAGUGACUGAAGGGGGGGCUGCUGCACGGGACGCCGGAUCCGAUUUCCCCCCGCGUUUGACCCGGUUGAGGAACCAGAACCGAGUUAUCUGCUGGAAAGGAAAGCAGCUCGGGGGGCUACUUCCACAGCUAGCUAGCUAGCGACCGCCAUCUCCUCUGAGCCGGAGCGAGCGCCGUGUCUUCCAGCGCCAUGGGGAACGCCGCCACCGCCAAGAAGGGCAACGAGCUGGAGAGCGUCAAAGAGUUUCUAGCCAAAGCCAAAGAAGAUUUCUUACGCAAAUGGGAAUGUCCACCACAGAGCACGACGUGCCUAGAUGACUUUGAAAGACUGAAGACCCUGGGCACCGGCUCGUUUGGAAGAGUCAUGCUGGUGAAACACAAAGGAACGGAGCAGUACUUUGCCAUGAAAAUACUGGACAAGCAGAAGGUGGUGAAACUCAAGCAAAUAGAACACACACUGAAUGAGAAGAGGAUAUUACAGGCUGUGAGCUUCCCUUUCCUCGUCAAACUCGAGUACGCUUUUAAGGACAACUCCAAUUUGUACAUGGUGAUGGAGUAUGUUCCAGGGGGCGAAAUGUUCUCGCAUCUAAGACGAAUUGGGAGGUUCAGUGAACCACAUGCACGAUUUUAUGCCGCUCAGAUAGUUUUGACUUUCGAGUAUCUCCAUUCACUAGAUCUCAUAUACAGAGAUCUGAAACCCGAGAACCUCCUCAUCGACCACCACGGCUACAUUCAGGUGACAGAUUUUGGAUUUGCCAAAAGGGUAAAAGGCAGAACCUGGACGUUGUGUGGGACGCCUGAAUACCUGGCACCAGAAAUCAUUCUCAGCAAAGGAUACAACAAAGCUGUGGACUGGUGGGCCCUUGGUGUUCUCAUCUAUGAAAUGGCAGCUGGCUACCCUCCUUUCUUUGCAGAUCAACCCAUUCAGAUCUAUGAGAAGAUUGUUUCUGGAAAGGUACGAUUCCCCUCCCACUUCAGCUCAGACUUGAAGGAUCUGCUGAGAAACCUGCUGCAGGUGGAUCUGACCAAACGCUACGGCAACCUGAAGAACGGCGUCAACGACAUCAAAGGCCACAAAUGGUUCGCCACAACGGACUGGAUUGCAAUUUAUGAGAGAAAGGUGGAAGCUCCAUUCAUACCAAAGUGCAGAGGCCCAGGGGACACCAGCAACUUUGACGACUACGAGGAAGAGGAAAUUCGCGUUUCUUUAACGGAAAAGUGUGCAAAGGAGUUUGCAGAGUUUUAGUGCGUGAGAACAUGGAUAUAUCAGGGAAUAUAAGGGGAUCUUUGCACUCUUCUAAAGACUUGGGAUGGAGCAGAGACCAUCGUCUUUCAGAUCUAAUACAUAGUCCCUUCAUUCCACACGGCUGAAUGAGGUCGCCAGGAUUCUUGGGUGCCGAUAACCUCUCACUGUCACGUGCACCUGCGUAUUAAAGCAGACACAAGCAAAAGGCUUUUCUUUGUUUUGUUUUUUUGUACCUACCUACUGUUUUUUCGUUUUCACUUUUGAGCAGUUAGUUUUCAAUGUUCCCAUUUUGUAAUGUGAUUCCUUUUUUUCCCCACUUCGAGGAAAAACUGAGACAAUGGCCAAUUAUAGUCCACAAGUUGUAAGCAACUUGUCUGUGGAAGUUUGGCAUGCACUUGCGUGGGCUGUGGGAUGUUCCCUGUAGUUGUCAGCGGUGUACGUUUAAUGUUACAGGUCUAUAACUUUUGGUUGGCUUUCGGAGGUAAAAAUUGUUCUGUGUGCACUGUAUGUGUCAGUUCUGGAUGUUUAAAGCAUGACCAAAUGGAAAUCAUUGGGUGACAUGAGAGGAUCCUUCCUUUCUGUGCUUUUUGCCUUAGAAAGCCAAGUCCUCAGACUCCCAGUAAAGCAUCCAUCCACUGUCUUGUUGGUGAUCUGACCCAGGCACAGCAAGCCAUCUGAGAAAAUGGCAUACCUUGUUACAUUAGUACAAAGCAAAUCCAUAUAUAUUUUGAUCCUUUUGGAUCUUUUAGUUACAGUUUGUCAUUUUGUAUUUGAUUUUUUUGUUGCUGUGUUUAAUAUUAUAGUCAUAUUGUCUGUUUCAGGUCUGCAUAGAAAGUCUGCGGAACAGUGUGACCUCUGUAAAUGAAAAGGAAGCAAAGACAAGUGGAAUCCUAUGUAGGAUUUAACAGAGUGUAAUUUGAAGCUGAAAUAUCAGUGUGAAUAGAGUUGUGGCCUUGCGCCUCAACGUCGUUAGUAAAGCCUUUAAGACAUAACGAAUUUCUAAUGUGUUAUAUCAGAUAUGUUUUAUCAGACUGGAUUACAACAAAAUGGCAUUUUCCUUUAUUCCCCCUGGUAGCACCCCCACACACACUUCUUUAUCUCAUUCUUGUGAAAAGAAUGUACAUUUGCAACUUAUAGGUAUGCAUAUCUGAAAGCUUGACUUCAAGGUACGGUUUUCCUCACAACACACUGGCUCAAAACAACUGCUCCUUUAUAUCACAUGUAACCCUGUUAUCGUUAAGCUCAUUACAUUAUACAUAUAUGCAUUGUUUCAUAUGUUUUUAUUUAUACACAUUAGAGAUGCUAAUAAAUUUUAUUUUUAAAAGUGU
This is a messenger RNA of Betta splendens (Siamese fighting fish), 2644 nucleotides long. It is a transcript of the gene prkacbb, whose product is annotated as protein kinase, cAMP-dependent, catalytic, beta b. Gene Ontology annotation, cellular component: cAMP-dependent protein kinase complex; nucleus. The transcript has 10 exons. Lineage: Eukaryota; Metazoa; Chordata; Actinopteri; Anabantiformes; Osphronemidae. Gene Ontology annotation, molecular function: cAMP-dependent protein kinase activity; ATP binding. Gene Ontology annotation, biological process: peptidyl-serine phosphorylation. Bases 261 to 1316 code for a protein of 351 amino acids. The record is from RefSeq and is a predicted model, not a curated record.